UUUCCGCUUGAACUUGUGUCUGUUUUGGUUUCAAAACGUUCUUUUUAUACUUUUCUCUGCCGCUAUCAAUAUCCAUCUAUUGUUAUUUGACAGCGUUUUUGUGGCGUAUAAGCGCGGCAACGUCUACCGAUAUUUACGAGCUGUACCAGAUCGACCCUUUCUGAGCGAGGUCGAGACGGAAAUUGAAGUCAAUUGUUAUUGGCGACACCUCACAACUGCUGAACGGAGCUGUCCUGUUCUGUUCUGUUCUGUUGGUGGCCGCAGUUCGCCGUUUACAUACAUACUAGAAAGACAUACACUUCCGCAACGGGACGGAAAGAGAAAGUCAGUCGUCCAAAGUUCCCAUCGUUGGCCUCACACACAAACCCAAGACGGGCCACAGACACACAGCAGCGUAACAGAGUGCGGACCCGGAACCGCGAUAUUGGAUUGGGGUUGACCGACAGGAAUUGGAGAGUUUGAAAGGGUUUUGCUCCCGAGAAUCCUCAAGGUGUUCAUUCGUUCAUCCAGGAUUCGAGGUCGCUCCUUCCGACCGCUGCGCCAGCAUUAUCACCAACAACCAGUAACGCGCCCAAGCAACACCGAUUAAGCAAGUUGCUCCAUUUCCAACAAGAGCAUCCAUUCACUGAUCCUCAAGCACAACCGUCAGAGCAGGCUGGUAGCUUGUCAUUUGUGCAAAGAGGCAGUUCGAUUUGUGCUGCUGUUGAGGCAAACUUGUCGUUCUUUGUGCAUCAAGUUUGUCUGAGUGUCACCAGCUCGUUGGCGUCACUUGGUAUUCAACAAAUUUGCGUGCCCCUUUAUCCUUAACGCUUAACCAUCAAUAUCACGGAGGGGAAAGAAUAGAAGGUGUGGUGGAAAUUAUAUCGAGAGGAAAGUCUGAAAGGCGUGCAAGAAACUGCAGUGUCAGCAAGUGGCGGACUUUGGAAAAGACAAAAAGGAAGGAAGGAAAGCAGGAAGGAAAGACUGAAGGAAACUGCGCGUGUCAAUACUGUUGGAAGGGUUCAGGUUGAAAAGAAAGAAGCAAGCAGCUUGCACCUUGGUUUUUUCUGGUCAAGCCAUCGUCGUCGAGAAAGUGGUUUGCUACAGAAACCUCACUGCAAGGCAUAGAAACGGAAAGAAAGGUUGAUUGCGACUGCAGCUGCUGUUCUGUCUAGCGAUUGCUGCUUCCACCUUUCAGGAUGGCAUAUACUUUCCUGGACGCGGUCGCGGCCACUGGCCAGCGCAUUUCCGCUUUCUUUCAGACCGUCACCAUUUUUCUUCUCGACCAUACCCUCCGACCGGCCUUUAGUUUGUUCUCAAGCAACUUUAACAUCCCUCUGCUUGAGGGGCCCCCACCUCAGCAAACUGCCGCCGGUGAAGAGCAACAAGAACACCCGCGUCCCGAGCUUAGGCAAUUUCAACAACAACAGCAACAACCUUCACAUCAGCUUGACAUCCAAGAUCAGGAUUCUGUCACUGCCACUCCCGCAACCACAUCUCAAUCGCAAUUCAAGAAUCAAUCUGAAGACGCCUCUGCUACCAAUCUUAACGCUCUUCCGCAAGUGUCCUUCUUGUCGCUUACGCCCGAACAAGCAAACAGCUCACAGCUGCCCGACACGGAACCCGACAUGGCCCGCACUUCAUCGGCCACGGCCACGCUGGCACCAGAACAGCAGCCGCUUAAAAAGAUCCCCGUUCCCAACAUCCUUCCCGCCUUGCCCCUAGUUGCCCCUGCAAAGGAGAAUGCGGCCCCUGUCAAGGCCGGCUCUACCGUCGCCGCCUCUGUCGAUUCUGAGAACAACCUCACCGGAGAUUUGGGACGUCUAAGCAUUGCGACUGACGCCGCUGCUGUCGCUGCAACCGGUGUCGUCGGUUCCGGCGAUCGGGUUUUGGCAACUCAGCAGCCCUUGGAUAACACCACACCUGCCGCAGCCGCCGAUGGUGCCAAUGAUGCCGAACCUCGGCAACACCUCACGACCAACGUCUUUCAUGGCCAUGGCCCUAGCACUAGUGUCGGUUGGAAUAUUGUCGACUCGCUUCCCAGGGCCCCGGUUGUCCGCUCCCCCGCUGUCCCUAUCAACCAUGAGCUCUCGCAGACUAGUCAGCUGAAGGAGGGCUUUACUGAUAGCGCAGCCCAACUCGAGGCCGAACUUGAGACGCCUGAGGAGGCUGCUGAAAGAGCGAUGCACGCUGGCUUCAUGAGGGAGGCUUUGGAUAUGGCCCGACUUGCCCUCAAGACCAACGAGACGCCUGUCGGCUGCGUACUUGUGUACAAGGACCGAGUAAUCGCCAGGGGCAUGAACGCAACCAACGUCAGCCGCAACGGCACUCGACAUGCCGAGCUCAUGGCUAUUUGUGCUCUGCUGUCCUACUCUGGUGACGCUGAUCUUGAGCCUAAGAAUGUGCAACCCCAGUGCAACCACGAUGAGCCUAGCGUUUGGGGCGACGUUGACCCCCGCGACGGCCACCUCUUCCCCUACGGCCAAAAACUUCACCCUGCUCCUCGCGUCGACCGAUCGGUUAUCUCUGAGUGCACCCUUUACGUUACGGUCGAGCCUUGCGUCAUGUGCGCCUCGCUUCUUCGCCAGCUCCGUAUCAAGAAGGUUUACUUCGGUGCUGUCAACGACAAGUUUGGCGGAACUGGAGGUGUUUUCCGCAUUCAUAAGAACUCCCCUUUCUCAAUGGCUUCAGCCCCUCCGUCGCCUGCGCCCCAGAACGGCAAGGGUAUCGCGAGACCCGCUUUGGAGCGUCGCCCCGUUUCGGCUCUGAACAUCGGUACUGGUGGAGUUGAAGGUCAGGAGCCUGAACCUGCCGGUGAUGACACCGACGAGUCUAAGCAGAAUGAGACUGUGGGCGAGCAACCUGGCCGAAACACCACAUCUCUCUUCGAGCCUGAACUGCAUGGCGAUGGUGGCAAUGUGGAGCCAGGCUAUGAGGUAGAGGGUGGCUGGGGACGCGAUGAGGCCGUCACCUUGCUCAGGCAGUUCUAUGUCCAAGAGAACGGACGGGCUCCCGUUCCCAGGAAGAAGGAAGGUAGAGCGGCCCGCUUGGCGGCUAUGAUGGAGCGCGAUGGCCAUGCUGGUGGGCCGAUGGCCGAUGCCCCUGCAGUUGCCAAGCCAGAGGAGAAUGGCACUUCCGUUGAUGGGGAUGCUGCGGCGCAGGAAGAUGAGGAGGAUACGGAAAAGACGGAGGAUGAGAACUCCGGUAACAGCUCGGAUGCGUGAAUCGAAUGAUUGCAUGAAGCUACUGUCUUGGUUUCUAGCAGUCUGGCAUGCAGAACCUGUGCUCUGGAGAAGAAGUAUUCAGGUUAUUGAUAUGUGGAGGUUAUAUCUUCGAGCAUCAAGGAGUGACGGAGACCAUAGCGUCCUCAAAAACCACUGCAUGCAUAAGAGCACAAGGCAUGGAAUGGAGUAGCACGAGUUAUGGCGGGGAGGCUUUUGUGUUUUUGCAUCGAUUUUCUUGAUGGGUAGUGUUUGAGCAUUGGUUUGCAUGUAGAUGAUCAGUAUCACGAGACUGUGGGCUUCAGGUUAUGGAAAAGCUAUGGGUAUGUGUGGAGACAAGGAAGUGGAAAAGAGAAGAGAAGAAAUUAUGCCUCACGGCUUUACGAAGUCUAAGAAGUUUACACAUGUCGACCAGGAAGGUAUA
Molecule: messenger RNA, 3624 nt
Organism: Neurospora crassa OR74A
Lineage: Eukaryota; Fungi; Ascomycota; Sordariomycetes; Sordariales; Sordariaceae
Product: tRNA-specific adenosine deaminase
Exons: 4
Coding region: 1179-3203 (674 amino acids)
Biological process (GO): tRNA wobble adenosine to inosine editing
Cellular component (GO): cytoplasm; nucleus
Molecular function (GO): tRNA-specific adenosine-34 deaminase activity
Source: RefSeq, a predicted model, not a curated record